AACCGCCACAAUGGAAACCAUCCAGGUUGCCAACACUGCUUUUGCAGUUGACGUAUUCAAAAAGCUGAGUGAGAACGAUAAGCUGGCCAAUAUUAUUUUCGCUCCCCUGUGCACUUCGACUUCUCUGGCUCUCGCGUACAAGGCUGCUAAGGGGGACACAGCGGACCAAAUGAAGCAGGGCCUUCAUCUAGAAGACGUUAAAGAUGUUCCCUUUGGCUUCCAAACACUAACAGCGGAUACCUCCAAGCUUAGUUCUUUUUAUUCACUGAAAAUGGUCAAACGGCUUUAUGUGGAAAAGUCCCUAAACCCAACUACGGAAUUUACCAGUGCCGUCAAAAGACCCUUCCCAUCAGAAUUGGAGCUGGUUGAUUUUAAAGACAAAACAGAGGACACCAGGCUACAAAUCAACAAAUCUGUUUCCGACUUAACUGAUGGUAAAAUGGAGAAUAUUUUGGUCGAGGGGACUGUCAAUGAUGAGACAAAGAUCAUUCUGAUAAAUGCAGCCUAUUUUACAACAAACUGGAUGAAGAAAUUCCCUGAGGAGCAAAUCAAGGAAUGUCCCUUUAGAAUAAACAAGACUGAAACCAAACCAGUGGAGAUGAUGAACGUGGAAGCUACAUUUUGCCUUGGGUACAUAAAUGAUUUGAAAACCAAGAUUCUGGAACUCCCCUGUCAUAACAAGCACAUUAGUAUGCUCAUCUUACUACCUAAAGAUAUUGAGGAUGAUACUACUGGCUUGGAACAGCUCGAGAAAGAGCUCACUCCGGAAAAGCUGCAACAGUGGAUCAAUCCCAGCACAAUGGCCAACGCAAAAGUGAAUGUGUUUCUUCCCAAAUGCAAAAUUGAAGGGGAGUACGAUUUCAAGCCUAUUUUUGAAAGCCUUGGCAUGACUCACAUGUUUCAAGAGGAUGAAUCCGAUUUCUCCGAAAUGUCAGAGACCAAAGGGGUGGUUCUGUCACGGGUCAUCCACAAAGUCUCGCUGCAAGUAGAAGAAGAAGGGGCAGAUUCCCGAGACGUGCCCGGAUACCGGAUCCUACAACACAAAGACGAAUUUAAAGCUGACCAUCCAUUUAUCUUCCUCUUUAGGCACAACAAAACUCGUAGCAUUGUGUUUUUUGGCAGAUUCUGUUCUCCGUAAGCAUGAGAAAAUCCAGAUUUAUAAAUAUAUAUAUAUAUAGUUUCCCUUUUUCUAUAAACCUUAGAAACCCAAGUAUUAAAUUCUGAAAGAUAUCCUAAAGAUGUUUCCUUGUUCAAGUAGGAUGUAUGAUUUCAUAUGAUGCUCUUGUUCACACUAGGCAUUC
Heteronotia binoei (common prickly gecko) is the source of this 1301-nucleotide messenger RNA. It is a transcript of the gene SERPINB5, whose product is annotated as serpin family B member 5. Lineage: Eukaryota; Metazoa; Chordata; Lepidosauria; Squamata; Gekkonidae. The record is from RefSeq and is a predicted model, not a curated record. Gene Ontology annotation, biological process: negative regulation of endopeptidase activity. The transcript is spliced from 6 exons. Gene Ontology annotation, molecular function: serine-type endopeptidase inhibitor activity. The coding region runs from base 11 to 1138 and encodes 375 amino acids.